CAGUCUCCUCCAGUAACAUUCGAAAAGUACGCCCUGAUAGCACUCCGAUAGAUUUUCCCCGGUUCUCGCGAAAUCGUAAAGAAUCAGUUUUGUAUCAAAAACGUCAAAAAAAAAACACCUUUCUAUUGGAAAAAGAAGAAAGUGUUGCAACUUCUUUUUAUAUUCUUUUAUAAAAUUGAUUUUUUUUUGUUGAACUAAAAACAUUUUUUUUGUCAAGUGAUGUGAUGUGAUUUUUCUUCUUGGACAUCUUCAGGAUUUUUUGGGGGUCAAAAAAUUUUCAUCGCGAACAACGUUUUCAACCAGGACAAGCUAUUUUUAGUAUGGCUCAUAGAGUUUCCAAUAAUUUUCGAAAAAUCAUCAUCUACAACAAUAAAAAGAAUCUAGGAUGUCGUAAAAUCAAUUCGUUUUGAAAAAUGCCAUUGAGGGUAUUGAAGGAGGUUUUUGAUGACGUCAUCGAGGGGGUUGCCCUUCAAAGGGAUGAAAAUGCGACACAAGGGUCGCAAUGGAAUAGAACUCAACGAAUACCAUUCGUUGAGUCAUUUUACGAGCACGAAUCUUCGCUGGAGCAGUUCUAUUUGAAUCUUACCAACUUAACAAACAUCGCGAACCACACCUCUAACGACACUCUUCUCGAUGGCGAAGGAACUGAGCCUCUCGCCGACUUGAUACUUAUGAUCCUCCUUUCCAUACUUCUGGGUCUUAUGAUACUUGUCACCGUCAUAGGUAAUGUAUUUGUGAUAGCAGCAAUACUCCUCGAGAGGAAUCUACAAAACGUUGCCAAUUACCUGAUAGUGUCGUUGGCGGUUGCAGAUUUAAUGGUGGCCUGUUUAGUGAUGCCUCUGGGAGCGGUUUACGUGAUAAGUAACAAUUGGAUUAUGGGUCCAGAAUUAUGUGAUAUGUGGACUUCAAUAGACGUUCUUUGUUGUACAGCUUCCAUUCUCCAUCUAGUUGCAAUAGCAAUGGAUAGAUAUUGGGCUGUAACAAACGUAGUUUAUACAAGAAACGGGACAAGAAUAGGUGUGAUGAUAAUCAUGGUAUGGAGUGUGGCGUUGGUGGUAUCUUUAGCGCCCCAAGUGCCCCAGUUCGGUUGGAAAGAUCCCGAUUAUUUAGUAAGGAUAAAUAAUAAUCAAUGUAUGGUCAGUCAAGAUAUAGGUUAUCAAAUAUUCGCGACGUCAUCAACUUUUUACGUCCCACUUUUAGUGAUUUUUGUUUUAUAUUGGAAAAUUUUUCAAACAGCCCGAAAACGAAUACGUAAACGGCGAGAAAUGAAAAAUCAAAAUCUCGAAUCGUCUAUAAACGUUUCAAAUAGUACUACGAAUAACAACAGCAACAGUAGCGGUGCAAAGAUUACGAGAAAUUUUUUAACGAAACCGAAAUUUUUAAAAACAAAGCGUCGUAAAGAAAAGAAGUCGUCAAAAGCGGCUGAGGCUUUAGUUGCUUCGUUGGUAAUGAUGGAGGGUCAAUCAACGACGACAACAAUGGAAACUGUUGAUGAACAUGAUGAGCAACAUCGAAUUAACGAUCAAACAACGGUUGAGGAAGAGACAACAGCUUUUACAAUUACGACAAACAUAAAUAGUAAAGAAAAAUUUUCGCCGGAAAGAUCGACGAAUAACGGUCGAAAUAUUGAAAAAGAAAUUCCCGUUUGUCCAGCAUCUGUAGACAAAUUAAUACCGUCCACGAGAAAAGAAAAAAAGGAAAGUAUCGAAGCGAAACGGGAAAGAAAAGCUGCGAAAACUUUGGCGAUUAUAACCGGAGCUUUUGUUAUGUGUUGGUUACCAUUUUUCGUUUUAGCGUUAGCCUCACCAAUGUGCGAGGGUUGUAUAAAUUCUUAUAUAAUGAGCUUUUUUUUAUGGUUAGGUUAUUUUAAUUCAACGUUAAAUCCGGUUAUUUAUACAAUAUUUAAUCCAGAAUUUAGGCAAGCUUUUAAAAGAAUUUUAUGUGGUGGCGGUAGAUCUAGGUCAAGAAAUUUUAGAUCAGGCAAAAUAAGAUAA
Messenger RNA from Onthophagus taurus, 1994 nucleotides. Its product is annotated as 5-hydroxytryptamine receptor. Gene Ontology annotation, biological process: adenylate cyclase-activating adrenergic receptor signaling pathway; positive regulation of MAPK cascade. Lineage: Eukaryota; Metazoa; Arthropoda; Insecta; Coleoptera; Scarabaeidae. Gene Ontology annotation, molecular function: neuropeptide Y receptor activity. The record is from RefSeq and is a predicted model, not a curated record. Gene Ontology annotation, cellular component: plasma membrane.